Molecule: messenger RNA, 2099 nt
Organism: Cannabis sativa
Lineage: Eukaryota; Viridiplantae; Streptophyta; Magnoliopsida; Rosales; Cannabaceae
Product: mannan endo-1,4-beta-mannosidase 6
Exons: 5
Coding region: 491-1810 (439 amino acids)
Molecular function (GO): hydrolase activity, hydrolyzing O-glycosyl compounds
Source: RefSeq, a predicted model, not a curated record
CUUUAAAUGUUCAGUACUACUACUUAUUGGACAACAGAUCACGAGUUUCUGUUACCCUUAAAAUGGAAGGAAAAGGACUUGCCCAUAUGCAAUAAUGUCAUUCAUUUUAGGUAUUGAGUUUAGGGUGAAUCUUUAUAAUAUCUUCAAAUUAUAAUCCAUUUACAUGUAAAAUGGUGUCACAAAGCCAGAAAAAGGAAAGAGUUUCUUAAAUCUAUUUAUAUUUAUGCUGUUAUUGAAACUUAAUGAGUUUCAUGUCAAAAUCACAAUUGGUUAAUUCACACGUGUCAUGGGGCACCACUGAAAUUGGAUGCAUUCUAAGUCGUCGGCAAGCUGGGUAAUUUAAUUAGUAGGUAGCACCUACGCGUUUAGGGAAGCCAUUUUACAAGAGGAAAAAAGAGAGUGCGUAAUGCGCAUCACGAGUACAGUAAAGGCUUAGUUCGACUAACGUGCGCCAUUUCCAAACAAAGACGAAGAGGAAGUAAAGGAAGAGAUGGAGGCCGAUUGGAGAGAUAGAAUUCUCUUUCCUUUUCUGGGUAUAAUCUCAUUCACCACUCUUCUCUACUUAAACUUCAGCGACCAGCUCAGCUUUCCAGUUCUAUGGCAACCCAAGAUGGCCUUUGUCGGCACAAACUCAACCCAUUUCGUUGUUGCAGAAGACGACCACGGAGGGAACUAUUCAGAAAUUUACGUUAAUGGGUGGAACUCGUAUUGGUUGAUGGAGAAGAGUAUUUGGGUUUCGUCUCGAUCCAAGGUGUCGAAGAUGCUGAGAAUGGGAGCUCAAAUGGGUUUAACAGUUUGCAGGACUUGGGCUUUCAGCGAUGGUUAUGGGUCCAGUGCUCUGCAGACCUCACCUGGGGUCUUCAACGAAAGAGUCUUUCGGGCCUUGGAUUAUGUGAUCGUUGAAGCGAGGAAGAACAAGUUAAGGUUGAUUUUGAGUCUUGUUAAUAAUCUAAAUGCUUUUGGUGGGAAAACUCAGUAUGUCAGGUGGGCAGAAGAAGCUGGUGUUAAUGUUUCUCAAACUGAUGAUUCAUUUUUCUCACACCCCACUGUUAAGGAUUACUACAAGGCUUAUAUCAAGGCAAUUUUAACAAGAAAAAAUUCACUUACUGGAGUUAAAUACUCCGAGGACCCUGCUAUCUUUGCUUGGGAGCUUAUAAAUGAGCCUAGGUGUUUAUCCAAUUCAUCUGCUCCUGUUCUUCAGGCAUGGAUCACAGAGAUGGCUGCAUAUGUCAAGAGUCUAGAUGAUAAACAUCUUCUGACUGUUGGAAUCGAGGGGUUUUAUGGUCCAAAAACUACUGAAAGAUCUAAAGUGAAUCCUGGUGAAUGGGCAGCCUCACUUGGAUCAGAUUUCAUUCAAAAUUCAGCAGUCGACAACAUUGAUUUUGCUUCUGUUCAUGCUUACCCUGAUAGCUGGAUCCAAAAAGGUGAUUCUGAAGCAAAAAUGAAUUUUCUUUCUCGUUGGGUGGAUUCUCAUAUAAGCGACGGGGAGCAUGUGCUGAAGAAACCUGUUUUAAUCACUGAAUUCGGCUCUUCUUUACGUAUGAAUAAGACACCAGAAGACACAAACCUGUUGUUAAAGACUGUAUAUGAUAGAGUCUAUGAAUCUGCUAAGAAGAGGGAAGCAGGGGCUGGAGCCUUGAUUUGGCAGUUGCUAGUGGAAGGAGUGGACGAAUAUGCUGACCAGUUUUCUCUAGUAGCAUGGGAUCAUCCCUCCAUCUAUAAAUUAAUAACAAGACAAUCAUGCAGACUAAGGAGAAUCUUCUUCAGUGGCAAAACAACUAAGGGACUUCACAAUGAAGAUCCUUGCUAAAGACAGGACUAUAAAAGAACCAUAACAACAAGAAAGUACGAGGUUGCCUGACCUGUGAUCAAUUUGGAAAUUAGCAUCCCUAUUUUAAAAUUGGAAUUAUCUUAAAUGCCCUUGAAUUUUAUUAAUAUAUAUAUUUAAGCUGUAGGGUGUGCAUAACAAGUGAUUUUUUUGGUCAAAAUAAGUGAUAAAAUGUUUUUAGUGUAUAUAACUUGUUUUUGAAAAUUCUGUAACUCUAUGAAGUUGAAAUUAUAUAGUAAUGAAUCCACAACAUCUAUCUUUUGGUUAUGAA